CAAGACCAGUUGCACUUGCACCGCCUUUGCCUUGAAUACACAUCGCAAUCCUUCUCACAGCUUCCCCACGAUCGAUCUAUCGGCCAGCCUAGUGCUACAAGCACACGUUCAAAGCGGUUCAACGUCACAACGCUCACCGCAUCCUUUCCUCGCGUGAGACAAGGGCAAUCCUCGCCCGCCUUCAACCUUCAAACAAACCACAAUGAAUCGCGGUGGUGGUGGUCGCAAGACCCUCCUAGCACCAAUUCACUUUAUUUUCAGUCUUCUACAAAAGCGAUCGACAGUUUCAAUAUGGCUCUACGAGAAUCUGCGGAUCCGCAUUGAAGGAAAAAUCAGAGGAUUUGACGAAUUUAUGAACCUAGUCAUUGACGACGCCGUCGAAGUGCAGUUGGCAACAAGAGAUGGGCCAGAGAAGAGACGCCAGUUAGGACAAAUCCUGCUCAAAGGCGACAAUGUCUCUUUAAUUCAAUCACUAGAUUGAGAAUCACGCUUUGAAAGAAAGAAAAAAGGCGUGUUUUCUGUCCAAUAUCGCAUAUGGCCUCUCCUAUGGCUUGCUGACUGUUUACGCUUCUGUUCAAAGCGCCAAUUCUGCAUGUGUCCCCCAACACCUGCACCCAUCGUCUUUGGCAAAAAGCGUCUGGUCGUUCAAGCCUUACUCAUGCGCGGUGAGCACCUCGUCAACAGGCCAGUCGUCAUCGUUGACUGGGACCUUUUCCUCAGGGGAUAGAAUUUGUUGGCGGAGCGCAAUACCCACUGGCCCAAUGUUGGUUAGCCAGUUCGAGAUGUUUGGCAGCAGUCUUACCGAGAAAGGGCAUCUUCUGGCCCGGCUGCGCAGCAUCAAGACAUGUUUUAUAGGUGUGCAGAUAGCGGUCAUAAAAACCUUUGCCAUGACCCAGUCUUUGGCGAGAAUAAUCAAAAGCUACGGCGGGCAUGUAUAUCACGUCGAGCGUUGGAAAGUUACCUUGGUCAUCCAUGUCUUCACUUGGCACGCCCAUCCCUCCAAGAGCAUUGCUCCUUUGCAGAACCGUGUCUGGGGAAAGAGAGGGGAUGCCC
Molecule: messenger RNA, 1053 nt
Organism: Exophiala mesophila
Lineage: Eukaryota; Fungi; Ascomycota; Eurotiomycetes; Chaetothyriales; Herpotrichiellaceae
Exons: 3
Coding region: 203-481 (92 amino acids)
Biological process (GO): mRNA splicing, via spliceosome; spliceosomal snRNP assembly
Cellular component (GO): U4 snRNP; precatalytic spliceosome; U2 snRNP
Molecular function (GO): RNA binding
Source: RefSeq, a predicted model, not a curated record